GCUCCUGGCAGCUCACACUUCGCUGGGGACUUUAAGAGUGAGCAGAGAUCGGAGAGCUUCGGUGCUUAGCUGUCUACAUUUUCCGAUCGCUUUUCUCUUUUUCCGGGAGAGAUCUUUCAGCCGCCGAGCAGAACCUUUUCCUUUGUGUGGAUACUUUUUGGGUGCCUGGUUUUUGCCGUCGUUGAAACAUUUCUUCUUUGGGGCUUGCCGCUUUUUGCCUGUCUCGGACCAUUAUGACUUUGGAGGAAAUUCACGGGCAGGAGACGAUGCCGGAAACUAGCGACAGUAGCUCUAGCAGCGCCGCCACCGGCAACCGGAUGCAGAAGGCCGGCAAAGCUUUGCAGGAGCUGCUGGUCUCGUCGCAGCGCCGCGGCUGCCUCACCGCGGGAGUCUACGAAUCCGCCAAACUGAUGAAUGUUGAUCCCGACACGGUCGCUUUCUGUGUGCUGGCCGCGGACGAGGAAGACGAGGGCGACAUCGCCCUGCAGAUCCAUUUCACUCUCAUCCAAGCCUUUUGCUGCGAGAACGACAUUGACAUUGUGCGUGUGAACGACAUCCAGAAGCUGGCCGCGAUUGUGGGCGCCAGCGAGGAGGCCGGGGAGCCCAGAGACCUGCACUGCAUCCUCAUCACGAAUCCCAAUGAAGAUUCCUGGAAAGACCCAGCCUUAGACAAGCUGAACUUGUUUUGCGAAGAGAGUCGAAAUGUCAACGACUGGGUGCCCAGCAUCACCCUGCCCGAGUGAUGGUGACGGUGUUGACGUAGCCGGUGCACAGGAGAGGUUGAAACCUUUUUGUUGCAUUAUCACCUUGGAGCUGCACAUCUGGGCAACCCAGCGAGUGGCUGAUUCUGGAGAUUAGCCUGGUCAACAGCUUGGAUUAAGUCGCUCAGACACAGCACGUGGUGGAUUCUUGUGGGGAGAAAUAAAAAAGAGAGAAGCAAAGGCGAGUGGAUUGUACCAGCAGUGAGUCUCUCUGCUAUGCUGCAGCGCUGGAGAAGCUGGCAUAUCUGUGGAGCUGAAGAAGAACUGCAGUUUUUACUUUAGGAGCAGAAGAAAAGAGAGUGGGGGGGAAAAAAACUGUGGCAGGUUUCCAGGUCAGGUGGAAUGUUCAUGUUAGAAAGCCAGAGUGAAAGUUGAAAACUGGACAUAGGUGAAAGAGCAGGAAUGGACAAGGUAUGGACAAGAAACUGCUGGCGGGGGUCAUCCAGCCCCUUCCCCAAGAGACUGGACUCUUAAAAGACAUUGGUGCAAUUGCAUUUCUGCAAAGAUUUUGAUGCGGAUUGAGCUACCGGAGGAGGUCUUUUGGACUAUAUUCUGCAUUGAUAACCAAUCUUGCAAUAAUUCUUUUAAACUGAAAUUCAUGCUGCUAUUGAAAUUCUUAACACAUUUGUAAUAAAUUUUUUGAUAACCAA
Podarcis raffonei (Aeolian wall lizard) is the source of this 1411-nucleotide messenger RNA. RefSeq names its product growth arrest and DNA damage inducible gamma (gene GADD45G). The coding region runs from base 234 to 743 and encodes 169 amino acids. The record is from RefSeq and is a predicted model, not a curated record. NCBI's taxonomy places the organism in Eukaryota, Metazoa, Chordata, Lepidosauria, Squamata, Lacertidae. The transcript is spliced from 4 exons. Gene Ontology annotation, biological process: regulation of cell cycle. Gene Ontology annotation, cellular component: nucleus; cytoplasm.